AUGCACCUCGCAGUGAAGAAGUUUCUGGUCUCCGUAGCCCUGCUGGUUCUCGCUGUGCAGGUGAGCAGCCCGGUGUGUGUAGAUAUGCCACCGAACACUGAGGUGGUCCUGGGCAAACCCAUCAAACUGACCUGCAUCUCCUGCAUGAAGAGGGAGGAGGUCAAUGCCAAGACACAAGUGAACUGGUUCUACGUCACACCAGAUAAAGAGAGAAUUCUAAUCUUUAAAUUCGAUGGGCUACCUCAGGAGCCGGACACCCGAUGGAAGGGCCGACUGGCAUGGAAUGGCACCAAGGACCUUCAGGAUCUGUCCAUCAGGAUUAUCAGCACCACACUAAAUGACAGUGGAACUUACCUGUGCAACGUGUACCGCCAGUUUAAAUUUGACAACUAUGAACCUGUGUUCACUCUCAGCAAGGAAAUCACAGUGCAGGUGAAAAAGCAAGUCAGUCGAGACAUCACGUCCAUGUACUCUGAGAUGACCAUGUACGCAGUGCUGAUAUUUCUGACCCUCUGGCUCCUGGUAGAGAUGAUCUACUGCUACAGAAAAGUCUCCAAGGCUGACGAACGCGUGCAGAGCAACGUCACCCACCUAGUGGUUAGAACAGGGGUCUCAAACUACUUGCCCAUGGGCCAAUACCAGCCAACAAGAUGUUGUAAUACAGUCAUCAUUACGUUACACAGUGUCAAUGCAUUCCGCUUUGCAUCUCAUUCGCUUGAAAGCACACCCACAUUCAAUUAAAGUGCU
Scleropages formosus (Asian bonytongue) is the source of this 747-nucleotide messenger RNA. Its product is annotated as sodium channel subunit beta-3-like. The transcript is spliced from 5 exons. Gene Ontology annotation, molecular function: sodium channel inhibitor activity; transmembrane transporter binding. The record is from RefSeq and is a predicted model, not a curated record. Gene Ontology annotation, cellular component: voltage-gated sodium channel complex. NCBI's taxonomy places the organism in Eukaryota, Metazoa, Chordata, Actinopteri, Osteoglossiformes, Osteoglossidae. Gene Ontology annotation, biological process: regulation of sodium ion transmembrane transporter activity; sodium ion transport; regulation of heart rate by cardiac conduction. The coding region runs from base 1 to 741 and encodes 246 amino acids.